AUGGGUGUCUGGGAAACGGAUGACGAGUAUCUCAGUGGCCCGGCUGCUACUUCGCUGCCAACACCUCUAGAUACUCCCUAUCGAACUCCAUCGAGAGCUUCAAAGAGGUCCCGGCGCUCGGUCACACCGCCUGGAAAGGAUUCUUCUACAGCUCAAUUACCAAACGAGACGGGUUCUAAGAGAUCCUCACGAAAUAUCCCAACCGAUGAAACCAUCAGUAUUCUCGAUCCUCGGCGUUUCACGCCAACACUACACGCCAACCUCGUCUCCGAGAUCUUAUCUCUCCGCCGAGACCAGGAGGAGAAGACGAGGCAGAUUGAAACGCUUGAAGCAUCUCUUCAUGCGGCAAAGGAGGAAAAAGAGUCAGUGAAGCAAAAUCUCACUGAAACGAGUAAGGAGAGCAGGUCGCUCAAACGACAACUCUCCCUUCUCGAGGGUGGAUCGUCCUCUGCAUUAGGAGAACUUGCUCGGGAGAGAGAUGAGGCUGUCGACUCUGUCGCUGAUGCGAGAAAGCGACUCGAAACUGCCCAAAAGAAGAUCCGGGUUCAGGAGGAGGACUCACAGCGUGUUCACGAACUAUGGGCACAAGAGAAGGAUAGCUGGGAGGAAGAGAGGCGGAAGUUUGAGAGGCGAAUUCAUGUUGCAGAAAGCCGCUUGAAGACUGUGCUUGAUGAAGUCGCCGCAUAUCAACAAGCCCAAAUCAACAAUGCUCACGGUGGAGCUAACCAUGGAACAGGCAACGGCCAUGAUAGUGAAGUGGAGGAAAGCGGCCGGGAGAACGAUGCUGCUAGUGUGAGGACCAUGAGUAUGACCAACAGCAUUCGCUUUUCCAUGACAAGUGGCACUGGGAUAAUGAGGCUGAAUGGAAACUCUCUCGCUGAUGAGCUCAACUUCGAUGACGAGGAUGAACAAAGCGACUUUGACGGCCGGGAAAGCGCCAUGUCAAACUACGCAACAUCAUUCCACACUCGCAAUCUCAGCCGCGACAGUCCCGUGAAACGGUUCCAUGCUCGAAAUCAGAGUUUGGAGAGUAUCAAGAGAACUGGAAGUGUCACUCGGGGCAGACUUUUCAUGAAUCAGUCAGUGCCCGAAGCCCUGGAAGAUGAAGAAAACGAGGGGAAAACUGUCUCUGCACCAGUUCCUGUGCCAAAGGUUUCGUACACUGACACAGGAAUCCAAUACUCCCCGCCACCUUCACCUAAGCUCCCUCCUGCGAAGCCUGCAACACCCGAGCCCCGUGCUCCUGUCAAGUUACCCGAAGUCGAGUGUUCGCCACGUGGUGACGGUGAGAUUGAAGCAAACCAACGUCGGAAGCGUGUUCACCCCCCUCUCAACAUCGAGCCAGCAGUAACUCGACGACUCAUGGUCUCAAGCUCUGUUCAGACAACGGAAGAGCCAUUGCUGCCUCCGACUCCUAAGACACCCAAAUCACCUACUCGGCCACCGCCACCGCCGCCAGUACAGCCUCCUGUGAUCGAAAAACCCUUGAUGGUCACAUCUUCCACCCAGACCGAAGGCCCACCCACUCGCCCACCACCCGCUAUUCCACUUGCUCUACCAUCACCACCCCCUCUUGCAAUUCCUAGUAUUAGCGUCCACCCUCCUACCAGUCGGCCUACCACACCUAAGGAGCCGAGAUUGCCAGUACUUUUCAAAGAUUUCAGUUGUCAAGUUGCCUUGCCUUCUUCAUCCUCUACAACCGAGGCAGCGGUACAGACGGAAGGCAUACAGACUGACAAGCGAAUGGCACUUCUCCCGCCCCAUCUUCAGCCUUCUGCCAUAUCCUCCCGACCUACCUCACCAAACCCAACAUCUGGGGUGGACACAACAAAAAGCUUCACACCUGUCCCUGGCAAUGUCCCACCACGGAACCCGCGUCGACUCAAUAGGCAGAGUUUUAGCGAUCAGCCUUCCUCGCCAAUUUCUCUCCCCGAGGAUGACACCCUUCAUGAUGCUUAUCCUGGCAACAACGAUGAUGGCCCUCUCUCUAACCAGAAGGCCCCAGUGCGGCGGCCACAUCGUUUUAGUAGCCUCUUCGCUGGCUUUGAUGGAGGUAGCUCUGAUGAAGCAGACGAUUUUGGUGAUGUAGACUUAAGUGAUUUGGAGUACCGAACUGCAUUGUCUGCACCGCGUCCCAAGUCUAUUUCAAGUCGUCCUGGUAAACGCAGCUCAACUGGCACGACUGAAACCAACGGCACAAUCCCCACGUCCCCUGAACAGAUUACUAUGCGACAGGGUCCUCGCGUUACCACAGAAAUCCAUCACGCUUUUACCACCAAGCCUGGAAGAGGCUUCGAGAAGGGCCCUGCUGCCAUGCCAUCCAACCGGGCUAGCGUUAUGCGAAAAGCCGCGAUGAUCCAGAAUGGUAUUGCCAGUCAUCAAGGUCAAGGACGGGCGAGGAGUCCAAGUUUACCUGAUAAAAACCCUCCUCCAUUCCCGAUCCCCACAAGAGCCAGCUCUAGAAACAUGCCUCCAAGUGCAAGCGCUCCAAGCGAUGGUCAGAGAAGCCCAACUCGAGGUGAUUUCUUCCAGCGUCGUGGAUCAGGUCGCGUCUACCGGGCAGGAAGCGUACGAAAGGUCAGGUCUGCCGCUGCAUUACCGCGUAAUCACAGACAUCGUAAGCAAGGCAGUCGAUCUUCACCUCCGCUGUCUCCUUCUACUGAGGCCCCUGAGAGCCCAGGCUUGCCUCCGUUGCCCAAGAACGACAUCACGACUCCCCGCACUCGGGCUCGUCAUAGUGGUCAAUUUAGGCAUCAGCAUAAGCUUUCUACCAACACUGAUAACACAUUCAACACAUACAACUCAUUCAACACAUACAAUACUGGCAAUACUGGCAAUACGCUCAAUACUUCCAGUACUGAUCCGCCCUCCAAUCCGAGCAGCCCUCAGAAUACGAGUGUAGUCGAUGCCAUCGCACAGACCAUGGUUGGCGAGUGGAUGUUCAAAUAUGUCCGCAGAAGAAAGUCUUUCGGCGUUGCGGAGAGCAACGGCAAGGACGAUACCGGCAACGAUCGCCACAAACGAUGGGUUUGGCUUGCACCCUACGAGAGGGCUAUCCUCUGGAGUAGCAAGCAGCCAUCCUCUGGCAGCGCCUUGAUGGGUAAGGCUGGCCGAAAACUGACUAUACAAUCUGUUCUCGAUGUUAAGGAUGAUAAUGCUCCACCGAAGGGAGUCGCAACAGUGUUCAACCGAUCAAUUCUUAUUUUGACACCACAGAGAGCUCUCAAGUUCACGGCAGAUUCUGCUGACCGGCACUAUAUCUGGUUGACCGCUUUGUCAUUCCUUGCACAUUCAUCGCAGGCAAUCCCCGAAAACAUCUCUGCACCACCGCCAAUACAGCAAACGCCACUGCCAGACUUUGAGGCUCCUCGGCCCAAACUGAAACGGGGUGGAAUUAGAGACUCCAUCCGUCUUGCUAAAGGCCGAACAGUUGGUCCUCGUGCUGGACCACCUAGUGUUCCAAGUAUCCCAAGUAUACCUAGCGCGCCCUCUUCACAACUCGGAGACGUCACUAGUUUUCCCGUCACGGAAUCUGUAGGAGGAUUCUCAAGUACACACUCUCGAGAAGACUCGAGAGAUGCUGCAGAGCCCCCAUUUAUACCACGUUUCCAUGAUAGGAAUCAAGGAAACCAGGUAAACGUUCAUGGACGUAAGAGAAGCAAUACAGGCGGCCAUGUACCGCCGCCGCUCUCUUUCCGGGGGUUCUCUGGACCCAUUGGGGGUGUUGGUCAUCACCAGUCCACCAAUAGUACUGCUGGAAAUAGCACUGGGACUGCAGGUUCUUCGGAUAUCUAUCAGUCCCAGGCUUCGAGCAACGGAACUUGGGCAAUGAGCCAAGCAGGCUCACAGCGAACUUCUGAAGCUUCUUCACGACCAAGUAACUUCUUUGAUGCCAUUGGCACUGUGCGAAUGGAGGCCUUUAUCAGCCCGCUGGCAUUUUCUCAGUUCAACGACUAUCCUGAUGAACAGGACGAAUUCCGUCACUCACUUCGCAGACGGAGUAAAGAACAACGAAGACGGCAAAGCCGAAGUCGACAUCGAGAUAGUUAUAAUUCUCGCAGCACCCGUGCAACACACGAUGACUAUUACCAUGGAAGCAGAACUGCCGGAGAGGAGGACUAUUUCCGUGAUGAUCCCUUCAAGGGAUUCUAGCAUCCAUUUGAUUCAGCACAGUAGCCACGACGGCAAUUAUCACUUUCAUUAUCUUUCGCUUUCUUGGUCAUGUUCAUUGG
This is a messenger RNA of Fusarium oxysporum Fo47, 4232 nucleotides long. Its product is annotated as PH domain-containing protein. NCBI's taxonomy places the organism in Eukaryota, Fungi, Ascomycota, Sordariomycetes, Hypocreales, Nectriaceae. The record is from RefSeq and is a predicted model, not a curated record. Gene Ontology annotation, cellular component: cell cortex; mitochondrion. The transcript is spliced from 2 exons. The coding region runs from base 1 to 4152 and encodes 1383 amino acids. Gene Ontology annotation, biological process: establishment of mitochondrion localization; maintenance of protein location in cell cortex; microtubule cytoskeleton organization. Gene Ontology annotation, molecular function: tubulin binding; phospholipid binding.